AGGGCCCCGCUCGAGUCGCUCUGCGCCGUCAGUCAAACAAUCCGUUGGCUCGAAGCGCCGCACCGACAUUAAAACCGAUCUGAGAGCGGCGACGGUUCCCCGGAGCAACACAUUGACAGAGCGGGAGCGGUUUGGAGAGCGAGAAUGGCGGAUUCAUGCCCAGUCAGCACCGCGACGGUCGGGGCCGCAGGCUCCAACAGCGCCGCCGCCGCUGCUGCCGCUACCGCUGCCGCCCCGGCUGGCACGGUGGCGCAGGAUGGAGCGCCCGCAGCUGCGGGACUCAAGGCCGAGUCCGUGAAGGGACAGAUUUUCGAUGUGGGCCCCCGCUACACGAACCUGUCUUACAUCGGGGAGGGGGCGUACGGAAUGGUCUGCUCUGCUAACGACAACGUCUCAACCCAGCGCGUAGCCAUCAAGAAAAUCAGCCCGUUUGAGCACCAGACAUAUUGCCAGCGCACACUGAGGGAAAUCAAGAUCCUGCUGCGUUUCCACCAUGAGAAUAUCAUCGGCAUCAACGACAUUCUCAGGGCACGGAACAUUGACAGCAUGAGGGAUGUCUACAUCGUGCAGACCCUGAUGGAGACGGACCUGUACAAGCUGCUGAAGACCCAGAGGCUGAGCAACGACCACGUCUGCUAUUUCCUCUACCAGAUCCUGCGAGGCCUCAAGUACAUUCACUCGGCCAACGUGUUGCACCGUGACCUCAAGCCCUCCAACCUGCUCAUCAACACCACCUGCGACCUCAAGAUCUGUGAUUUUGGCCUGGCACGGAUAGCCGACCCUGAGCACGACCACACCGGGUUCUUGACAGAGUACGUGGCUACGCGUUGGUACAGGGCUCCAGAAAUCAUGCUCAACUCAAAGGGCUACUCCAAGUCCAUUGACAUCUGGUCAGUGGGCUGCAUCCUGGCGGAGAUGUUGUCCAACAGGCCCAUCUUCCCUGGGAAACACUACCUGGACCAGCUCAACCACAUCCUGGGCGUCCUCGGCUCUCCGUCUCAGGACGAUCUGAACUGCAUCAUCAACAUGAAGGCGAGGAACUACCUGCAGUCCCUCCCUCAUAAACCCAGAAUCCCCUGGGAGACGCUCUACAAGGCAGACUCAAAAGCUCUGGACCUGCUGGGCCGCAUGCUGACCUUUAACCCCGAGAAGCGCAUCAGCGUUGAGGAGGCCCUGGCUCAUCCUUACCUGGAGCAGUACUACGAUCCCUCAGACGAGCCGGUAGCAGAGGAGCCCUUCACUUUCUCCAUGGAACUGGACGACCUUCCCAAAGAGAAGCUGAAGGAACUGAUCUACGAGGAAACCGCUCGUUUCCAGGCAACCUACCAGGGCUCCUGAGACACACAGCCCUAAAGAGUGACAAAGCCACACAGAAGCUUUGAGCGAGAAGACUCCAAACGACAUGCUAAAACAAAAAGAAAAAAACCGCAUCUUCAAGAAACCGACAAAAAAAGAAAACAAGAAUUGAACAUUGAACUGCUUAUCUUUCCAUUUUCUACUGCAAGAGAGCUAAGUUAAUCUUUGAUUUUCUGUGGUUAGGAGGGGUGGUAGGGUCUGUUGUACUCGUACUGUUUCAGUUUUGUCCAUGUUGGACUCUCCCUCCUCUCGCCUCACAUUUGUUUUCCUGUUGGACGUCUUGCCUCAUCCUGUCCCGGCUCCAGUAACUCUCUGUCCCCUUCUCUCCUGCACCUGUUUCUGAUCCGUCAGUCUGAGCUCUCUCUGUCGCUGCCUCUCAUAUAAACUACUGUAUUAACCAACACCAUAACUCUCUUGUCUUGCUCAUGUAAAUUACAACCUGGAAAAAUCGAGGGCUAAAAGAAUGGGGAUGUUAAUCGGGUGUAUGUGUAUAUAAAAGCUUUUUUUUUUUUUUUCCUUCUUUGAAGUGUGCUCGUCGGAGUUGUUGUUUGUACACUGUUGUUCAAGUGUUUUCAGAUUAGUUCAGAGUCGUUUCUAUGUCUUGGGGUCUUUUUUUGUUUUUUUACACUUUAUUUUGAGACAAAUAUUCAAUGUUUUUCUGGCAUGUUGGCAGGUUUCUAGGUUUCUUCGUCGUCGCUCUUUCAAUUUUUUUGUUCUCUUCUUAAAAAAACAAACUGUAUGAUCAUACGAAUGCAUGCGUUCCUCAAAUCAACCAAAGUGGCAUAAAGAUGCAGGAAAUUUGGCUGGGAAGCAACAAAGGAAUCUCCAUCUGUCGUUUUGAAUCCUACCGUAGACACAUUUCUUGACCUUUGACCUUCGAAGGGCAGACGAACCGAACUCACCCUUCAUUUGUGGGAAUUCGGUUUUAUUCAGGAGGCGCAAAAUAGAAAUGAAAACGCAUUACGUCUGGUUUCUAUAAUUGUACCUUCAUUUCGAUAAAUGAUGCAUGCGGCCCAUUUUCCAGAACCUCGUUUGUUUAUAUGGUGGAUUCAGAAACGGGUCCAGCGUUACUGUUUCGUCCAUUUUUCGAGCCAAAACGCCCGUGUCUCAUUAAAAAAAAUAACACCAAAACCAAAUGGCUGAUCCAGUGUCAGUGCUCCGCUCCUUUACUCGAUUACAUUUCUGAUACACAUGCGUUGCAGCACAGCAGUGCAUUACUGGGAGCACCACUGAAGCGCUUGUUUCUCAGCUCCUCUUCAGCCUAAACUUCUCCGUGUUCAGAGCCACGAACACACGACACGAUGUUCUGGAAGAUGGGGCCAGGAUGACGUCAGCGUUUCCGUCCCGCCGCGCUGUAUCUCUGCGCCGCGUUUCCAUCGGCUACCGUUUGAUUCGGAACGCCUCCACCGCCCGGGGCCGAACACCUAAUCCCAUUCAUGAAUUCAAAGCGGCCGCACUUGAGCGAGGUCACGAGAAGUCCACUUUCCCAAACGAGCAUUUUCAGAUUAUCCUCUUUCUGGCUCAUUGACGCAAGUGUUUGAAUGUAAACGUCCGGAGCUACCGGAGUCUGUCGCUGCAGCUUAGUGUUCGCCAGUUGGGACUUUUUGUUGUUGUUGUUUUUACAAGAGCUCUUCUACAACUACAAAGAAAACUGUUUGCCGCUGGAAAAAAAAGUGUCAUGCAGGAUGGACGGCUUCACAUUUCAACAAGUUGCAUCUUUAAGACUGUUUGUUGUAUAUCAGAGCACUUCGAAAAGUCGUUUCCCAGUUGUAACUAUGACUUUGAUAUUGAUGUGAGUGUCAUUUAAAAACUAAAAACAAACAAAAACAUAAUAGUCAAACCCAGAGUGGAGUGCUGUGCAUCCAGCGCCACCUCCUGGUUGUGCCGUUUAUGACCCCCUCCCCCCCGUGUGUUUGCUUCGCUACCUGUGCACAUACUGGAUGUUUAUUCUGCAAUGUGGGUGAUUUUCAAUGCUACACGUUUCUUUGUGUGCAUGUGUAUUGCGUCUGUAGUCCCGCCUCCUCUCUGUUCUGGAUGUGGCCGCUCACGGCUGCUCGGUGGAGCGCCACCAGCGGGUCCAGCUCAGUCACCAGCUCAGUCUGCACUAAUUUAUGCCUGUUGCACUGGGACCAGUAGAGAAGCCCCCUUAAAAUGGACCAACACAUGCACUGGAUUCUCUCUCUCUCUCUCUCUCUCUCCCAGGGCAGGCCUGUGAUGCUAAUAGACUCUCGCUCGCCGGCUUCUCCCUCUCGCAGCAAAAAUGGUUAGUUUGUUUUUAUGGGCUGUUUUCUCAGAAGCCAUAGCCGGUGCGAGGCUUUCUGGUGCAUGUGGUGAUACGUGCAGACUUUUCUUCAACCUCCCGGCUCUCUCCACGCUUUACUCAAAGGGCUGCCUCCCCCCCCUCCCCACCCUUCCAUUCUCCUCCUCCCCCUAUAACUGACUUUGCCCCCACUUCUUUCCUCCCUCUGCCAGAAAAUCAUUGCCCCUGACUCCUGGAUCACAGAUCAUGGACGAUCACACAUGCAGGAAACUCGCAUAACUCAAUCAGCACGUCUGCACUUUGUCUUUCCAGCCACUCUGUGUGUGUGUGUGUGUGUGUGUGUGUGUGUGUGUGUGUGUGUGUGUGUGUGUGUGUGUUGCUCACUGAUCGUCUGCAGUAAUUUAUGGACACGUGUUUGUGUAUCUGCUCAUCAGUAACAUAAAGCCAAGACCUUUCUUUCUUCUUUCUCGUGUGUGUUGGGUCCUCCCUGCAGUUACCUGUGCGUUUUACGUUUUUCUUUUCAACAGGCACAAAAACAGUCGCACAGACAUUUUGUUUGCGUUUCCUGUGUGUAUUUGGCCACCAGUAACGAGGCCCAGCUUGCUUUCCUUUUUAAUUUUUUCCCCUCUCUCUCUCCAACCAACCUGCCAUCAGACCAAACAUCCCACUGGGUAACCAUGGGAACGAACCAAGAGGACCACAUUUUGCAAUCCUCCUGACACACACAUACACACAUACACACACACACACACAGACACUUCCUCUCUCUUUCUGAGGAGUGUUUCUGUGUGCUAGUGAGAAGUUGCACUUAAACACACCACAUGCAUUCACACAGUAUCGACCGUCAUUAGGCCUGUUUCCAGAUAUUGUUGUUUUUAAAUGGCUGUUCUUUAUUAUUGCUAUUGUUGUUGUUAUAUUGGUGAGUUGUUGUGUUUUCGUUUCUUUUUUUUCUUCUUUUUUACAUUAAAGGGAGUUAAAGUUGUAUCUAUUACAAAUUAGGUCGUUUUUAUUUGUAAUUUCUCUUCUGGGUGUGAUUAUUAUUGGCAGUGUUCAAUCUUGUUUUUUUGUUGAGUUCCCCUCCAAGAUCUUGUAAGGAAUUAUUUUAACAUAUACGUAGAUUGUGGAAGAGAUAUGAGUUAUUGAGGGUUAUAGUCUGUAUAUUCUAUGGGUAUUAUGAAUUAAACGAUUAACAAAGAAACGGAAUUAUAUACAUAUAAUUAAAUAAAAUUUCCUGAUACUGUUACAA
Molecule: messenger RNA, 4862 nt
Organism: Pseudoliparis swirei
Lineage: Eukaryota; Metazoa; Chordata; Actinopteri; Perciformes; Liparidae
Gene: mapk3
Product: mitogen-activated protein kinase 3
Exons: 9
Coding region: 145-1338 (397 amino acids)
Biological process (GO): protein phosphorylation; intracellular signal transduction
Cellular component (GO): nucleus; cytoplasm
Molecular function (GO): MAP kinase activity; ATP binding
Source: RefSeq, a predicted model, not a curated record